CAUAACUUGUCAACAAGAAAGGCCGACUGACAUGGUGAAGUCUUCCUGAAAAACAAAAGUCCUAAGAUGGCGCUUCUCUGACAUUUUAUUUUUACCCUUUUUAAGUCAUCACUUUCUGUAUAAUUUCCAGCAUUUUUUUUUAAAGAGGAGAAGCAGUACAACAAUGACAGUCACUUACAACCUCUGUGCCCUUCUGGUUUUCACCUUAACAGCAUGCAGACAUUUUGAGCCUGCCGUCUGCUCUGCCCACUGUGGGCAUUCCCCUCAAGUCUUAGACAGCAACGUGGGAGAGAUCAGGAGUUCUGCUUACCACAGCUGGUCCUACCGCUUUGGCUCUACCUAUGACUGCUGGAUCAUCAAGGGUUUGGAAGGAGAGCCUGUCGUUCUCAGCUUUUCCCAGUUUUCGGCACGGUGUAGGAAGGAAUGGGUGUCUAUAAAGUCAUCAGCUGGCGGUGAGCCGGUGGUCCUUUGUGGCUCCAAGCUGCCGCCGCCCAUGGAGUUCCCAGGGGGAAAUAUUACAGUGAUGCACCACUUCCUCCCACAUCUGUUCCCUGUGUCAUCAUUUCUGUUGAGCUAUGCUCGAGACUCGGGUGAAUGCCCGGUGACAUCUUUUGAAUGCCUGGGGGGCCGUUGCCUUCCCCUCUCCUGGCGCUGCAAUGGCCAGGUGGAGUGUCUUGAUGAAGGUCCUGGCCUCGGCACGGAUGAACAGGGCUGCGAUGCAGAUGUGGGAACCUCAGAACCCCCAAAGCAUGGCAACGCACAAGCAGAAGAAACCAAUAGGAAUACAUAUACAGAAAGAAACCAUGACAGGGACUCUGAGAGACAGAAGGCCGUAGAUGAAACUCAGAACUCAGAUAGGUCAACUGAGAGAGAUACUGAGUCUGAUCUUUGGGGGCUGCUGAAGGACAGGAUGGAUGAGGAGGCCCAGGUGGAUCGAGAGCAGCCUCGGACUCAUAAGGAGCUUGUUGUGACGCCCACACCCGUUGAGUGGCCUUGCGGAGGGCUCAUCCAGACCUUUUAUGGGACCUUCUCUCCUCCAGCCCUUCGAGGUCCUCCUCUGCACUGUGUCUGGACUCUGGACCCACAGGACUCCAGGCCACUCAGGCUGGACCUGCAGCUGCUGGUGCUGGGGCCUGGGGAUAGACUCACCAUCUACAACAAGGAACAAGGCAAAGGAGACAUUAUUAAAAUUAUCACCAGCGCCUCGAAUUACAAAUUAGUCCAAGUGGAAUCCCAUACUGGUCUGCUGUCUAUGACAUAUGACACACUUCGUGACUCAGUGGGGAGUGGUUUUAACGCCACGUUCCACGUCGGGAGCUACUGCCCUCCAUGGGAAGGUCGGUGUGGGGGAGCAUCAGGAGGUUGCUUUACCCAGGAGCAGCGCUGCGAUGGGAAAUGGGACUGUCCCGAGACGGGAAAGGAUGAGGAGGGAUGCAGAGGCUGCAGCCCGAACCAGUUUGCCUGUGGAAUAGCAGGACAGAGGGUGGUGGCAUCCAGCCACUUUGCUGGCAGGCCAGUGUGUUACCCAGUCACAGAGAGAUGCAACUACCAGCUGUACUGUGCGGAUGGCAGCGACGAGAGGGACUGCACCGUGUGCCAGCCGGGGACCUUUCAUUGUGACAGUGACAGGUGUGUGUUUGAGAGCUGGCGCUGUGACGGCCAGGUGGAUUGUAAGGACGGCACGGACGAGCUCAACUGCACCGUCAUCCUGCCCCGCAAGGUCAUCACCGCGGCAACGGUCGGCAGCCUGGUCUGUGGACUCCUGCUGGUGAUUGCCAUGGGCUGCACCUGUAAACUGUACUCGCUCAGGACCAGGGAGUACAGCAUGUUUGCUCCGAUCAGCCGUCAGGAGGCGGAGCUCAUCCAGCAGCAGGCUCCUCCGUCCUACGGUCAGCUGAUUGCCCAGGGCAUCAUCCCCCCUGUGGAGGACUUCCCCACAGAAAACCCCAAUGAGACCUCAUCUCUCUCUCUGAGGGGAAUUCUCCAGCUCCUCCGUCAGGAUGCCGCCAGCUCCCCACAUCGCAGGCGCAGGCCCCGAUUUGUCCGCCGGGCUGUUCGCCGCAUGAGGCGGUGGGGUCUAAUCCCCAGACCUCCCUCCAGGCCGUCUCAGGCGUCGAGCUCCAGCCAGCAGCAGUCAGAUGCCGCUCCUUCUGGUCAGGAAGCAGCUCACUCCACCCCCACGAGCUCCUCGUCGGCUGUGGAGGCGGUCAACCAGCCGGUGCCUCAGAAACUUGGCUUGUUGGGUCAGUCAGAGCAGCAGCAGCAGGAGGAAACUCUGCCCCUGCCACCUGUCGCCUCCCCACCUCCACCUCCCUAUGCUCCCCCAGCGCCACCCCCAGCCACCCCACACACUACUCCUGUUGCCGUCCCCCCGAGCAGCCCCUCUCUGGCCUCCAUCUUCCACACGCUGGGCCUGAGUAUUUCCCUCUUCAGAGCCUCGCCCUCUUCCUCCUCCACCAACUCCAUGCCCCUCUCCGCCUCCCCUUCUUUCUCCUCGUCUUCUUCAGAUGACGAGGUGCUGCUUAUCCCCCUGUCUGAAGACACCACUUCAGAGGAUGACGUGCCCAUGCUCACCUGAAUGACUUCCUCACCUGCCCACUAACCCAUACCCCUUCUCUGUCUCCUUUACACACUGAUAACUGAAACCCAGUCUUUCCACAUUUGUUUGAACCUAAGCACAGGAGUGGCCCACAGCGAGACUCACCCUCACUGUGCAAGUCUGGUGCCUUUUGAAAUUGCUUUGAGUUGGAUUUGUUGACUUAUGGAAUCAAGCGUUCGACCAUUUUUUUAAGACUUCCUUAAGAAAGUAUACGUUUUAAACAGAAAGCAUGGCUGAUGUGUGUCGGAGAGUAAGCGUAGGUGAGUAUUGGUUGUGCACUUAAUUAAUGCUGGGCUGCACAUUGAAGGUAAACUUUUGCACAGAAGAAUCUUCCCUAUCCAGAUACUGAGGCAGGCUACUGUCAGAUUGAAUGAUUAGAGUUUUUAUGAUGGAUAUUAUUGUGUUUGUGUGGCUGGAACCGUGUGAAUGCAUUUGCAUUUUAGUCUUACAUAGGAAGUGGAGUGUGUUUGUAGAUGUGGAUCGUCCCCACAUUCUCCCGCCACUUGCAUCCAGUCUCAUGUUACAUCACAGACAUUUUAGAGAAAAAAACCAUUUCCCCUGUUUAAGUGCCUUUUGAGGAGUUUCCUGUAGAUCGCUGGAGGUGAUUGAGAUGAUUCCUGAGUUACACACUGCACACGAAACACAGAGGCACGUUUUCCUUACAUCGCAGCACACAUCGACACAUCAGUGACUUUAUCAUAACAUGAAACCUAAUGCAUGUCUACUCUGCAAACUGGCAAUAACUUUUUUGGGACCCCUAUUUAGUGCACAUUGAUUGCAACACAACAGCGUGUUUAAGUACACACACGUGUACACUUCCUAAGUGAAUGUAUGUAAUCUACAAAAGCAAAUGUGUCAAAAGACAAUCUCUCUGGUGCCUGAUUUGAGGAUGUGUGUGUGUGUGUGUUUGAGUGUGUGAGUGUGUGUGUGUGUGUAAUUGUGUGUGUGUAGUGUGCACAGGAAGAUGAGGAGCCCUAGUAAUGAAAGGGGGCCCCGAAAUCACAAAACAACCUCAACUUGAAUCUUCAGCCCCUGAGGGGAAUUAAUCGCAUUCUGUCACAUUUUGACACGGUUUGACACAACAGACUUGUGGUGUGCCAUUUGUAUUGUUGUACAGUUUAUGGUGUUUUUAUUUCAGCUAGUUACUUACCUUUUUUUUUUUUCUCUUAAGUUGUUCCUUCUGCUUUGUUGAAUGUAUUAGGGUCAAUGUGGAGUAGCCAAAAGUUUUAAAUUUGCAGUGUAAUGAGAAAAAUAAGAGAGAAAGUGAUUUUAUGAUUUAUUAGGGUCAACUUCACUGUAUAUAAGUAAAAAUGUGGCUGAGAUUAAACAAUUUGCACUUU
Messenger RNA from Toxotes jaculatrix (banded archerfish), 3939 nucleotides. It is a transcript of the gene lrp10, whose product is annotated as low density lipoprotein receptor-related protein 10. Gene Ontology annotation, cellular component: plasma membrane. NCBI's taxonomy places the organism in Eukaryota, Metazoa, Chordata, Actinopteri, Toxotidae. The transcript is spliced from 10 exons. The record is from RefSeq and is a predicted model, not a curated record. Gene Ontology annotation, molecular function: protein binding. Bases 164 to 2578 code for a protein of 804 amino acids.